Apus apus (common swift) is the source of this 3129-nucleotide messenger RNA. RefSeq names its product KH domain containing 4, pre-mRNA splicing factor (gene KHDC4). The coding region runs from base 137 to 2038 and encodes 633 amino acids. The transcript has 14 exons. Gene Ontology annotation, molecular function: RNA binding. The record is from RefSeq and is a predicted model, not a curated record. Gene Ontology annotation, cellular component: nucleus. NCBI's taxonomy places the organism in Eukaryota, Metazoa, Chordata, Aves, Apodiformes, Apodidae.
CGGGGCUCGCUCCGCUCCCCCUCGGCCGCCCCGCGUCGGUUCCGGCCUCCUCGCCCGAGCGGACACCGCCCGCGGACCGCGCCGUCUCUCCGGUAACGCCCGGAAGAGGCGUUUCGAGGCGGCCUCGAGGCCGGAAAUGACGCUUAGGCUGGCGCGGAGGCGGCGGAGCCGGGACGGAGCCAUGUCGGCGGGUGGCGGAGGGCAGCGCGACGCGGGGGCCGCCGGCGGGCGCCGCAGCAAGUGGGACCAGCCCGGCCCGGCCCCCGCCUUCCUUCUCCCUGGCACGGCGCCGCUGCCCGGGCGCCCCUUUCCCGGCGGCGGCGAUGGCAGCUCCGCCGUAGCGGGCUCCGAGAGCUCCGCAGCCCCCUCGGGAGCGCUGGAUGCGGCCGCGGCGGUGGCCGCGAAAAUCAACGCGAUGUUAAUGGCCAAAGGGAAGCUGAAGCCGGCGCCCAGCACGGCGGACAAGCUGCAGGCUCUGGGAAAAGGUCCAGCUACAAGUAAAAGCAAAGAUGACCUUGUGGUGGCAGAGGUGGAGAUCAAUGAUGUCCCCCUCACCUGCAGAAACCUGCUGACAAGAGGACAGACCCAGGAUGAGAUAAGUCGACUGAGUGGAGCAGCUGUCUCUACUCGAGGGAGAUUCAUGACUGCAGAAGAGAAAGCAAAAGUGGGACCUGGAGAUCGUCCUUUGUAUCUUCAUGUCCAGGGUCAGACAAGGGAACUGGUUGACAGAGCUGUUAACAGAAUUAAAGAGAUAAUUACUAACGGAGUAGUGAAAGCAGCCACAGGUUCUAGCCCAACGUUCAACGGAGCCACAGUGACUGUUUAUCACCAGCCAGCCCCUAUUACUCAGUUGUCUUCAGCAGUUGGCCAAAAACCUCCAUUCCAGUCAGGGAUGCAUUAUGUUCAGGACAAGUUAUUUGUUGGUCUGGAACAUGCUGUACCUACAUUUAAUGUGAAGGAGAAGGUGGAAGGGCCUGGUUGCUCCUACUUGCAGCAUAUUCAGAUUGAAACAGGUGCCAAAGUCUUUCUUCGUGGGAAAGGCUCAGGUUGCAUAGAACCAGCAUCAGGCAGAGAAGCUUUUGAACCCAUGUACAUCUACAUCAGUCACCCAAAGCCAGAAGGUUUAGCAGCUGCUAAAAAGCUAUGUGAGAAUCUGUUGCAAACUGUUCAUGCCGAGUACUCCCGGUUUGUGAACCAAAUAACCACCGCUGUACCUUUGGCAGGCUUCACUCAGCCCGCUGCUAUGAACAGUGUGCCCUCCCAGCCUUCCUACUACACCUCCAAUGGCUAUCAAUCUGGUUAUCCUGUUGUUCCCCCUCCUCAGCAGCCAGUUCAGCCACCAUAUGGUGUGCCAGGCAUUGUGCCCCCUGCAGUCCCCCUGGCCCCGGGCAUCCUGCCAGCCCUACCUGCGGGGGUUCCACCGGUGCCAACGCAGUACCCGAUACCUCAAGUCCAGCCUCCAGCCAGCACUGGCCAGAGUCCACUGAAUGGUCCUUUUCUUCCUGCUACCCCAGUGAAAACAACCAUGCCAACUGGUACACAGCCACAAGUCCAGCCCCAUCCCCAAGGUCAAAAGAGACGCUUCACUGAGGAACUCCCGGAUGAGAGAGAGUCAGGACUGCUGGGAUAUCAGCAUGGACCCAUUCAUAUGACUAAUUUAGGUACAGGCUUCUCCAGUCAGAGUGAAAUCGAUGGAGCCGGAUCGAAGGCAGCAAGUUCCUCAGGAAAGGAGAGAGAGAGGGACAGGCAGUUGAUGCCUCCACCAGCUUUUCCUGUCACUGGGAUGAAAUCAGAAUCUGAAGAAAGAAAUGGUGCGGGGUCUUUGCCAGGCAGCCAUGAUCAUCAAGCUAAGAAGAUUAAAACUGCAGAAAAGGGCUUUGGAUUAGUGGCAUAUGCUGGAGAUUCAUCAGAUGAAGAAGAGGAGCAUGGAGGCCAUAAAAACGCAAGUACUUUUUCACAGGGAUGGAGUUUGGGAUACCAGUAUCCUUCCUCACAGCAACGAGCUAAACAACAGAUGCCAUUUUGGAUGGCACCAUAAAAGCUGCAGAAGAGUUUUCAUCCUUUUUUUUGUUUUGGUUUUUUCCUCCCUUCUAGCAAUAAUGCAUGUAUAUUACAGAAUGAACUUGGCAAAUAUGCAUUGUUUUUACAUUUGCAGAAGCUAAAAAUUCAGUAUUUCCCCUUGAAAGGGCUGCAUUACUUUUAAAAUCCUGAUCUCUGCAGUGAAUUUGUCAAAAAAUAAAUAUUUUGAAAUAGCAUCCUGACAGGGCUAGUCCCUUACACCAAGGGGAAAGUGCUGUGAAGAGGAACUAGUGAAGCCUGUCAGUCUGUGUUUGUCAACUUAAGAAUGGAAAGAGUCAGUCCCACUGACUUCAUUCUACACCUGCUGUGUGUAUUUUACUGAGUGCUUCUGCCACCAGCCUCGGUUUGCCGUCCCACUGAGCUUGUGGUGACCUGGUGUCAGUGUUUUCAAACGGAAUGUACAGUAGUUCUGAACAACUUGAGGAUCAUGUUUCCUAAACUUUGUUUUUCCUUUAAGCAUCUCCUGUAACUCAGCACUUAUUUCUUGUUAAGAUGUGGUUUUACUAACGCCCAACUUCUCAUUCUAGCCAGAUGUCAGGGUGGGGGGAGGAUCAGUUUUUUGGAGGGGUUUCGUCUUGCCACCGAUCCCCAGGUGAACUCGGUGCUGUUACACUAGUACUUAAUGAUCUCCAGUCACCCUGGACUUGGACAGAACUCCUUGGGAGGUUCACCCCCACCUUUCCAUUCAUUUUCUUCCCUGAUUGCACCCUUCGUUUCAUGCUGGGUUCACAGGGCAGGCAGCCCUGGGCCCUCGCGAUGUGACCCCAACAUGGGCUUUGCCAUGGAGCACGGAACUGGACCCUGGGACCCGGUUGUUGGCCAAGACCUGUGCCCCGGGCAGAAGGAACUUGCGUGGGGCAGGAUGCGUGGGACUGCCCUGAGGGGCUGGUCGGCUUUCGGAACAGGAGGAGUAGUUUUAAAAAGGGGAUGUGUGUUGCUGCUGCGGACUGACUGCGCGACCCUUCUGGCUCCCUUGUACAAACCUUGGCUUUCCUACGUGUUGUAAAUAAUUAGAACUGUACUUUCAUGACAAAUAAAGGUAUAAAGGCG